AUGUCUCUCUCUCCAUGCCGGGCCCAGAGGGGCUUCAGUGCCCGCUCAGCCUGCUCUGCUCACUCAGGGGGCUGGGGCAAGGCCAGCUUCAGCAGCAGGAGCCUCUCUUCCUUUGGGGGUUGCCGAAGAGGCUUCCGUGGGAGGACUUGGGGGUCAGGGGGCAGGCUGGGGGUGCAGUUUGGGGAGGGAAGUGGUGGGCCUGAGCUUUCCCUUUGCCCUCCGGGAGGGAUCCAAGAAGUGACCAUCAACCCGAAUCUACUGACCCCGUUGAAAAUUGAGAUCGACCCCCAGUUCCAGGCAGUGCGGACCCAGGAGAUGCGAGAGAUCCGAACCCUCAACAACCAGUUUGCUUCCUUCAUCGACAAGGUGCGGUUUCUGGAGCAGCAGAACAAGGUCCUGGAGACCAAGUGGCACUUGCUCCAGCAGCAGGGGGUGAGUGUCAGCCCCAGGAGCCCGGAGCCUUUCUUUGAGGCCCACCUGGCCCAGCUCAGAAAACAGCUGGAGCAGCUCCAGAGAGAACGAGGCACUCUGGACGCUGAGCUGAAGUCCUGCCGGGACCAGGAGGAGGAGUAUAAGGCCAAGUAUGAGCAGGAGGCCCACAUGCGUGCCACAGCCGAGAAGGACUUUGUGGUCCUCAAAAAGGAGGUGGACGGGGUUUUCCUGAGCAAGAUGGAGUUGGAUGGCAAGCUGGAGGAGCUGGGAGAGUACAUCUGCUUCUUGAGUCGUCUGUAUGAAGAAGAGCUGUGCCAGCUCCAGACCCAGGUCAGUGACACAUCUGUGGUCCUUUCCAUGGACAACAGCCGCUGCCUGGACGUCAACGACAUCAUCGCAGAGGUCCGAGCCUGCUACGAGGAGAUCGCUCGGACCAGCAAGGCCGAGGCUGAGGCUGUGUUCCAGAACAAGUACCAGGAGCUCCAGGCUUCUGUCCAGUUUCAUGGGGACAACAUGAGGGAAACCCAAGACCAGAUUUCCCAGCUGCACCAAGAGAUUCAGAGGCUUCAGAGUCAGAUUGGGAACCUCAAGAAGCAGAAUGCCAACCUGCAGUCGGCCGUAGCCGAUACGGAGCAGAGUGGGGAGCUGGCCCUAAAGGAUGCUCAGGCCAAGCUGGAUGAACUGGAGGCCGCUUUGAGAACAGCCAGGCAGGACAUGGCCCAACUGCUGCGGGACUACCAGGAGCUGAUGAGCACAAAGCUGGGCCUGGACGUGGAGAUCGCUACCUACAGGAGGCUGCUGGAGGGCGAGGAGUGCAGAAUGUCUGGGGAGUGCACCGGCUGGGUCACUAUCUCUGCAGUGGGAGGCAGCACUGCCAUGUCCGGUGGAGUUGGUGGAGAUCCGGUGGGCACGUGUGGACUUGGAGGCGGGAAAGGCAGCUUUGGGUCCUGCGGCUCCAGCGUUGUGACCGGGGGCUAUGAUGUCAGCCUGGGCUCUGGGCAGUGCUCGGCUUUGGGCUCCUUGGGCUCCUGUUCUGUGACUGGCUCCGGCUCCAGCUCCAGCUGCCGCACCAUCCUGAAGAGGACGGUCGAGUCAAGUCUGAAGACAUCCAUCACAUACUGAGCAAGUCGGCCACUUGCUCCUUCCUGAAC
This is a messenger RNA of Choloepus didactylus (southern two-toed sloth), 1583 nucleotides long. It is a transcript of the gene KRT78, whose product is annotated as keratin 78. Gene Ontology annotation, cellular component: keratin filament. Gene Ontology annotation, molecular function: structural constituent of skin epidermis. The transcript has 9 exons. The coding region runs from base 1 to 1554 and encodes 517 amino acids. NCBI's taxonomy places the organism in Eukaryota, Metazoa, Chordata, Mammalia, Pilosa, Megalonychidae. The record is from RefSeq and is a predicted model, not a curated record. Gene Ontology annotation, biological process: keratinization; intermediate filament organization.